AUGGCGCAGCCCACGCCCGAAGAUGCUAAUGGCAUCAGGAUACCAGAUGGCGAUGCCGGCGAGAACGGACAUGUUGUUGCGGCGUCCGGGAAGCGAAAGCGCGACAGCGACAAUGGCGACCGGGCCGAGGACGGCGGCGACGAGAUGGAUGUGGAUAACAAGGUCGAGCUGCCAAAUGAAGACGACAGCAAGACACAGGAGCCCGAGGAGGACACGACAAAGAGCAAAGAGCUCAUUAAGGCCUUCGUUGAGGUUCUGCGGAGUUUUGACAUCGGACCCUCGAUCCUCGGUCGCCCACUAUCGGCACCAGAGUCAGAAUCUGAAGAUGAACCCCAUGCAAAGCGCCAGAAAUCGGCCGAGCCGCCAAUGAAGCUGAGCAUCACCGAUAAAGUGGCUGCCGACGCAUACACCUCCCUCGAUGCCAUUGCAGCGGACCUCGCUUUUGCUGUCAAGGCCUCACUGUCUGAAAUGGACUCGGGUCCUUCUGAUUCUGGUGCAAGAGCUGUUAGCAUGAAAAGGGCUGCGCAGAUCAAUGAAUUCCGAGACAGAGCCAUGGAUCUACUCCGUCGUGAAAAAGCAUACCCCAACACGCGACAAGAGCCAGCAAACGGAGAAGUCGAGGUACAUACUGCGUCCGAAAAGAGUGAAAUGGUUUUAUCGCUGGUUGGCUAUGCGCCCCAGGAAAGGCGCUUGUUUUCUAGUUUACCGCUGUCCAAAGAUGUCGAUUUGUCUGACCUAAGCCUCCCGCCUGGCGUGUCCAUCACCCGAGUUAUCCCUUCCAACCCUCAAGACCGAACGCAAACUCUCGGCGAGCUAUUUGCUCCGCCGCGACCCCUUCCGCCUCUUCAGCCACCCAAACAGCCAAAGACACAAGCCAAGGGAAAUCGCCUAGAUUUUUAUCAUCCGCACUUGACCGACAGCUCCAGGUACCGGGGCAACUCGUAUUUCAACACAAAAUUGUCCACUGGCUAUUAUCUAGAUUACAGUCAGGCGACACCUUCAUGGCAGACAAAGACAAAGCAGCAUGAGCGCGCACAAAGUCUUGCCGGCCGGAAGCCCUCACUCUCAGAAUUAGAAAUGUCCGAAAUGGAGACCCUCUUCCGAGGGGCUUUUUCCACGUUCGCGCCAUGCAAAGAUGAUACUGCUGCAGUAGUGCCGUCUAGCGUUGCUGGCCGACUUUGGUGGCAGCGCAGUGGCAAGCAGAGUUUCCAGCGAAUGAUUGAAGUGGAAUACUAUGGCGACCUCCAAGAUGCGGAACCCGUCGACCCCACGCGGCCAAUAGAAUUAGACGAAACCGCAGUGCAAGAAGCUAUUGAUAACUGGGAUGAGACAGUUGUCGACCCUUCAUUAGACGACGUUAUGGGAUCCAAGCACGAUGAACAGGACAAGGAGGUCGACGAAAUUCUCGAAGAGGUCAGCGAUUUAAUCGAGACGCUAGCCUCUUACCAGCGCAUCCGUAACCUGACAUUGCCAAAUUCGCAAAACCGCCAGUCAAGCGACCCUAUUAAUGGAGAUAUGCUGGCCAAUGCUGGACCUCAGCCCUCGGAAGAAGAACAGGCCACCUACCUGAUGCUCAAGGCUCAAUUGGCGCUCAUUAUUAAGACAUUGCCGCCGUAUGCAGUGGCUAAGCUGAACGGCGACCAGCUUGACGAUCUUUUAAUUAGCACCAAGAUAAUGGUUCGCACUGAUCAAUAUAGUGGUACUAUGGACGAGGACGAGGCGAGCGCGCAAGCUCGACUUAAGGCGCAGCAGCAAGCCGCCCAGGCAGCCCAAGCUAAUGCCAGACAGCCGCAGCGUACACCCAGUGUUUCUGCUGUACCAUAUCCUAAUCAAUAUGCGGCGGCGGCAAACCAGUAUGGCACACCCGCUCGGCCCGCACCCCAGCCUCAGCAGUACUAUCGUCCUACACCAGCUCCCAACUAUCAGCAGCCUCGCAACUUGGGGCCACCAGCUCCUCCUCAGCAAAGGCCUCCUCAACCGAAUCAAUACACUCGUACCAAUGGCUAUCCGAACCAGUAUGCCACCCAGCUUGCUAAAGCCCAAACUCCAUACGGCCACCAGAGCCUGCCGCAACAAUACGCAACCCAGCAGAGACCCAACUAUGGGCAAAUGCCGCAACAAGGCGUUCCAAACGCUCGCUAUAACUUCCAACAAGGCUACCAGCACCAGCCGGGCACGCCACAGGCGCCUGCGAAUUACGGAACGUACGCUAACAGCCCGGGUGCAAUCCCAGCUAGAACUAUGUCUCCCCAAGUAGGAGCCCGGCAAACAUUCAGCCCGUCGCCUGCUGUGCCACAAAACCAGGGUUAUUCAGCACCAGCCCCGACUAUGGCGAGCCAGAUGAAUCGCUUUCCUAGUGGCUCAUCUCAAACGGGGAGCCAUAGUCAGAGCCCCGGAUUGACUGGAUACCACACGGUCAUCCCGGAAGCCCAGCAACAGCGGAUUUUAGACCAGGCCAAGGCUCGCGUCGCGGCCCAGGAGAGAUCGGCCAUGUUUGCUGAUAGACUCUCACAAACGAACACGUCGGGUUUAUCAGGCAUGGGUUUGGGUGUCAAUAUUGAUGCUAGUCGAAUCGCGGCUAUUCGAGCGAACAUGGCGAACCAGAAUAAACCGCAGUCCCCCACUCCUUCAAAGCCUGGCGGCGUGAAUGGGACACCGGGAACAAGCCAUGUACCCUACAAGGUGACUCCAGUCCCAGUCCCCGUCAUCCCUACUCUGCAACGCAAGCCGACUUCAUAG
Messenger RNA from Trichoderma asperellum CBS 433.97, 2739 nucleotides. RefSeq lists its product as uncharacterized. The record is from RefSeq and is a predicted model, not a curated record. NCBI's taxonomy places the organism in Eukaryota, Fungi, Ascomycota, Sordariomycetes, Hypocreales, Hypocreaceae.